AUGAAUAAUACUACUACUACUUCUUCUCUUAAUCUUCAAUAUGAAGAAAAAGUAAAGAAUGUAUUACAUUAUAAUAUAUAUUUACAUUUUGGUAGAAAUCCAAGACAAUCUUAUGGUCGUGUUGAAAGAGGUACAAUCAACUCGUUUGUUUGUAAUCCAUCAAAACUACAUCAAAUGUUUGAUUAUUAUAUGAAAGAUCGUGAAACAGCACUAGUCUGUUAUCUAUUGGUCAAGACAUCCUUCAAGUUUGACUCUGACUAUUUGUUACAACAAUACAUUCAUAGAAUCAAAGCAAACCCGCAAUCUGGUAGUAGAAUAUUAGAAUCAAUGCACAAACAAAACCAUCAAUCAUUGGAUGAAAGAAGAUAUUCUUGUAGAAAGGAUCUAUUUGAUUUGUUUGCCAAGUUCAAUCCUUUUCAACAAGUAAUUGGAAUGUCUAAUCAUUUAGCAGUACAAGGUAAACAUUGGGUAGAUAUGCAAUCAUUUUUGGCGUAUGCCGAUCAUUUUAGAUUAGAUGUAUUACAAUACUUUAACAAAGGUGUUGUAACUGGUUAUGCUGAAAUUACAAAAAAGGAUUUGGAUAUAUCUUGUAGUGUGGCUAUUACCAAAUGUGGACGUUGGGAUAUUAUAGAACAAUUAAUCAUUGCAAGAAUGAUACCAAAUCAAUUGUUUUUAGAAUUAUGUCUUUGUAAAAGAACGAUGGAAAUAGAAAGGAUACUAUUAAAUCAUCCACAUUUGGAAUACUUGGAUUCAUUCAUGUCAACCGACCAAAUUAUUCAUAGUAUAUGCCAAUUACAAGAUACACAAUUAUUAGAUAUUCUAUCAAAUCAUUUGACAAUGUUUGACAAGUCCUAUAAUAUGAUACAAACAACCAACAACCCUAUCAAUGAUGAUAAUAUACAUAGACCAUUCCUAAUGUCAAAAGUCAAUACCUUUUUACUCAACUAUCAUAAACACUAUCGUACAUCUACCAAAAACCUAAAUACAACCUUGUCAUUUGAUAAUAGACAAGAUUUACUAUUACAUCAUACCAAACAAACUGUUACUGAUCAAUCCAAACUAAUCUUUGAUGAAUCAAUCAGUGAUAAUAAUAAUAAAUUUACUUUUUUAGAAUUUUAA
Cavenderia fasciculata is the source of this 1119-nucleotide messenger RNA. RefSeq lists its product as uncharacterized. The record is from RefSeq and is a predicted model, not a curated record. The transcript has 2 exons. The coding region runs from base 1 to 1119 and encodes 372 amino acids. NCBI's taxonomy places the organism in Eukaryota, Evosea, Eumycetozoa, Acytosteliales, Cavenderiaceae.